Drosophila novamexicana is the source of this 2473-nucleotide messenger RNA. RefSeq names its product zinc finger protein 540-like. Gene Ontology annotation, cellular component: nucleus. The transcript has a single exon. The record is from RefSeq and is a predicted model, not a curated record. The coding region runs from base 58 to 2403 and encodes 781 amino acids. NCBI's taxonomy places the organism in Eukaryota, Metazoa, Arthropoda, Insecta, Diptera, Drosophilidae. Gene Ontology annotation, molecular function: zinc ion binding.
CAUCGGACAGUGCUUGAAAUAGUUAAAACUUACACUAAUCCGUAGAAAACACAAACAAUGGAUGGGGGGAGUGAAUACUCCAUACACUCUAUAUGUCGCACUUGCUUGAAUCACCUGCGAAACGAUCCGGCCUACGACCUGUUUCUGGUCCCAGGUCUCGCUAAGAAACUUUGUGUGUGCACUUCACUCUCCGUGGAACAGCACGAUGGGUUCCCCAAAAACCUUUGCUCCAGUUGCUACACCCGACUUAACGACUUGCAUGGAUUUCAAAAGCUUUGCGUGGAUUCUGUGCAAAGGUUUCAAGAAAUGGUCGCCAACAAUUAUUUUAUACCUGACAUGGGUAAUGUUGACAAAGACGGAUUAAUCUGUGCUGCGGUACACGAUGGGGAAACAGAGGAGGAUCGCAUCAACUUUGAUCCGCUCCUAAAUACUAAAAUAGAGGUAGUGGAGAAUGAGGAGGAUGUUUUUAAAAUGAUAGAUGAUGUCGACAAAGAACUUGAGCAGGUUGAGAGCAGUCCCUCCAGGAACAACGACAAUGAUGAUGAUACGCGUUUAAGAGAUAAUAGCAGCGCCUCGGAAGACGCCAUGCCCUUGUCCCGUUUACGAAGUGCUACGAGAUCGUCGAAAGCAAAGACUAAAAGAAAAAUUGUGGUAGAUGAUGAAGAUUCCUCUAGCUUUGAGUGGGGCAUCGACAAUGAUGACAAAAAGGACGAAGCGAAAAUAAAACCUAAACGUAAACGCAUUCCAAAAGCCGGUGUGCAACUGGAUGAUCUGAUUGACUGUCAUAUUUGUCAUGAAAAAUUCGAUAGCACAAGCCUUUAUAACGACCACAUGAAGCAUCACAACGAUCUAUUGCCAUUCCAGUGCACUGUGGAGUCCUGCAAGAAAGGAUUCACUACGUCUGGCGGCCUACGCCUCCAUAUGGACCACGCUCACUCAGAACUCUCUGAGGUGCACGCCUGCACUGUGGAGGGAUGUGGCAUGACGUUUCCUCGACCUGUUUUACUCACGUUCCAUUUGAAAAAAGUACACAAGAUUAUAACGUCUCGGGCACGGGAUCAUCCCUGCACGGAAUGCGACAAAGUUUUCCGCUGUUCAACGGCUCUUAAAAAGCAUAUGUAUAAGCAUACUGGCGAGGAGAAGCCCAUAUCCUGUAACAUCUGCAACAAGAGGUUUCACAUAAAUAGUGAGCUCAAGGACCAUCUUUUGCGCCACGCUGGGGUCAAGAAUCAUGUUUGUCCAUACUGCGGAGUGGGAAAAACAACGCGACAGGAGUGGAAUAAACACAUAUUGACGCACACCAAAGAAAAACAGUUUCAUUGUCUUCAAUGCGAUCAUUCCUCACACAACAAGCAGGCUUUAGCCAACCAUGUCAAAGUAGUUCAUAUGAAGAUUAAGAACUAUGCCUGUCAGUACUGUGGCAAGACUUUUGGCAAGUCAUAUGCCUGUAAGGUCCACGAGAGAAUCCACACUGGCGAAAAUUGCUCCCAGUGCAAAAUCUGUGGCAAGGUUUUGCUCUUCGAGAGGAGUUUGACAAAGCAUUUAAAGCUUCAUGAAAAGCGCGAAUUACGAGCAUCAGCGACUUCUGUUAAACCGCAGGUCGACGAUGAUGUGCAAAACCCUCAGAAGUUGACCCAAGAGGUGACCGAUCCAAUGGACACGAAACCCAUACCAAAAGAACAAACUAAGCCGACGAAUCCUUAUAGGCUUAAGCGUGUAGAUAUAUCCGAGCUUGCAGGUACUGCUGUUAAUCCUAUUUCUUCAGUGUCUGUGGAAUCCUGUUCACCGCUUGUCAACUUUACAAAGAAAGAAGGCCAGCACAUUUGUCCAGGUUGUGGCCGUGGCUUCAAUCACAUUGGCAAUAUGAAGCUUCACUAUAAGAUAAUACACUUAAAGGUGAAAGAUUUCGCGUGUCGCUUCUGUCCAAAGCGUUUUUCAAAAGCACAAAUUUUACGGCAUCAUGAAUGGACUCACACCGGGGAAAAACCGUUUGAAUGCAAGAUAUGCGGCCUACACUUUAGGCAGGAAAAAGUAAUGAAGACGCAUGUAAAAAGGAAACACGAGAAUCCGGCGAAACCUCGCAAGGAACCUAAGCCACAAAAAGCUAGUAAAGAAAAAAGGCCGAAGAUGAAUCUUAACAAAACACCACCUAAGAUUCUUGACGAGUACCAGGAUCCGGCUGCGGAACGGGCCGCAGCGACAGCUGCACUGCUCGCGCAACAGAUUCAGGAGAACGAGGCGAAGCGAAAAGCGGAGGAGGAAGCCCGAAAGAUUCAAGAGGCCGCAUGCGAACAACUGCAGAUGCUGCAAAAGGAACAGCUUAUCGAGAAAUUGUCCAGUGAUAGCUUUCAAGUAAAAACAUCCGAGACGGGUAUCAACGUGGAUGAUCUCAAAAAAGAUUAAGCUUAUUUAAAACUAUUAUUUAAUUUGUUUUAUAAUAUGUAUAUAGUAUUUUUUUAUCUAUUUUAUACAA